Molecule: messenger RNA, 3366 nt
Organism: Pecten maximus
Lineage: Eukaryota; Metazoa; Mollusca; Bivalvia; Pectinida; Pectinidae
Product: alpha-tocopherol transfer protein-like
Exons: 9
Coding region: 207-1136 (309 amino acids)
Cellular component (GO): membrane
Molecular function (GO): phosphatidylinositol bisphosphate binding
Source: RefSeq, a predicted model, not a curated record
AUUAAACGCACGACAACAUAUUCGCUCCAUGUCACCAACGCUUAGUUUUUUAGAAGGUUUUAGAACACUACACGUGUGUUUAUAUAUUUAACGGAAACGUAUAGGCUGUGUUAAGUGCAGGAAGCUAUUUGAAGAUCAAGAGCACGUCCGGAAUAGAUUAAAACGUUGGCAUACACAGAGCCACACAAGCUAGCUAAUUGACCACCAUGACAGAAGCUCAGUCGGAGUACGUAUGUACUCUGCCUCAAGAACUCGUAGAAAAGGCUGAGAAGGAACUCAAUGAAAAACCUCAGUGGAGAAGUAGAGACAUCCAGGCCCUCAGAGACAUGGUUGUCAAACAGAGAGAUCUGAAGAUAAGAACUGACGAUGCCUUUCUGCUGCGAUUCCUUCGUGCGAAAAAGUUUGACUAUGACCGGGCCUUUCAGCUGAUUAUGAACCAUUACAAAAUGAAGGUGGAGAACAGAGAGUUAUUUACUAACUUCCGCCCAUCAGCAGUCAAGCACGUGUUGGAUGACGGGGUGACAGGAGUUCUGUCUAGCCGUGAUAAAGAAGGUCGACGUGUCUGUAUAUUCCGACCAGGCAAAUGGGAUCCAUCAAGAUAUCCUUUAGAUGAUGUUUUCCGAACAAACUUCAUGACAUUAACAAAACUUAUAGAGGAGGAAGAAACUCAGGUGAAUGGUAUAGUCAUGGUGAUUGAUCUAAAGGAAAUGGGUUGGAAUCAUGCAAAAUGCAUUUCUCCAUUUUAUGCUAAGCGUAUUUCAGGCUUACUACAGGACGCAUUCCCAGCCAGGUUCAAAGGCCUUCACUACUUACAUGAGCCGUCUUUCUUUGAUUAUGUCUUCUCUAUCAUGAAACAGUUCUUGAAAGAGAAGACUGUCAGCAGGCUACAUUUCCACAGUGACAGAGUUGAGGAGUUGACAGAAUAUAUAGACAAGGCCAACCUUCCAAAGGAAUAUGGGGGUGAUCUACCAGCAUUUUCCAAUAAGGACUGGGCAGAGACAUUGUUAAAAUGCAAUGAGCAAUUUGACCAAGAAGCUAAAUACGGCCUCCUGGACGCUAAAGCCAAAGCGACCAAGUCUUCCAAAGUAGAUGCCAUGGAGUGUCUUGUGGGGUCGUAUCGUAAAUUGGAUGUGUAAUUUGGAUAAGAGGUUUAAAAUUGAAGCCACCGAUGGAGAUAAAAAGGAACAUCUGAAUUUAGAUUUUGUACUCUUAGACAAGGCUGCUGUACCGGUCCGUCCACCACCCUGAUAGAUCCCAAACUUGUACACAUUCCGGUGAUGGACCCAAAUUCUCUACUAAUUAAUAUUGAGGUACAGAUUAAUAUAAUUAACAGUGGCAGUCCUGUUGUAAUCCUGGAAGUGAUCCAUGAUUUAUGAAUUUUAUUUUUGAUUUUUAAGAUUGUGGAUGACAAUAUAUACAUUAUAAGAUUUUUGUUUCAGUUUUGGACUUUUUUAUGUGUAGGCGUAAUGAAAUAUCUUUUUGUGAAAAGUAGAAUACUAUUCCAUUCCUUAUCUUGAAAAAAAAAAAGAGAUGUUAUGAAUUUUGUUGGACUUCAGCGGUGGAGCCCUCAUAUACACUAUUAAUAACUUAGCAUAAUUAUAAAAAUUUUGCAUUCAUGUGAAUUUAAAAUUACACCAAUUGAAGAUGAAAAAAUUCAUUUCAAUAGACUAGGGACUUGAUAUUGGUCAUGUAAGAUGCUGGGAUAAUGGGCUACCAAGUUUGUUCAAAUGAAUGACCUUGACCUUCAUUCAAGGUCAUAUGGGUCAAAUAGGCUAAAAUUUUCAAACAACUUCUUCUCAAUAACCGAGAAGCCUACAUUUUGUAGGAACUUGAUAUUAGGCCUGUAGCAUGUUUUAUUGAAGGGUACCAAGAUUGUUUAAGUGAAUAACCUUGACCUUGUUUUAAGAUUACAGGACUCAAGUCUUCAAACAACCUUUGAACCAAAAACUCCAUGCCAAUUAGCGAUUAAGGCCAAUAGGGCCUCUUUCUAUUUGAUAUUCAAUGAAGUACACAAUCAAAAAUAGUUUAGUCAGAUGACCGUUACGGCCCAUGGGUCUCUUGUUUUAAGUAUACAGUAUCAUAAUAGGGGGAUCCUGAUAAUGUUUGUUAAAUACCAUAUUUUUCUGACAAUAAUUAAGCCCAUCAUUGAUAACGAUCUAGCAAACCUGUUUCUAUUGCAAUUCAGUAAAAAGCAUCUCAUUGUCCUACAACAAUCCCCAUAUCUUGAAGAAUAGUUCAUGUGUUGGUACUCUGGGCUAAUUUCAGGAUCAAAUGUUAAUAAAACAUGUUUCUAUCGACCAUAUUAAGCAACAGAAAACAAUGCUUCUUCAUAUUCGUAUUUAAAGUCAGUACAGUAUAAGCUUGUAGGCAUAAAGUCCAUUAAAGAUGCAAUUUUUUACCUGUAUUAGUUAACAAUCUAGUCUGUGGGGUAAUUUAGCUUUAGCUGGAAUGACAAUGCAUUUAGAUUAAACCAACUUGUCCCCAUGCAUGGUGAUCACUGGUUUCCAUGGUAACGCCUGGUUUCCAUGGUAAUCUGCUUGUUCUUGUGGUAACCAAUGGUUUAAUUUAUAGAUCCAUUUCUUCCCCUGAUAACCUAUGAUUUUCAUGGUAGUUACCUGCUUGAUGUCAUGGCAUAUUAAUGACAAUGGAGAAACCCGAUGAAAUUGACAAUUCAUUCGUAUGACUGUUGCAGGAGUAAAUUUAAACAAGUUUUUGUCAUCGAAUAUUUGUGUCUACAAGAAGUUAUACAAGUUUUUAUUUUUUGUUAAUCUCUCCUUUUCUAAGUGGAAAAGAGUAUAUCUAAUUGACAGUAGAAUCUCAAAAGGAAAUAGGAAAAUCCUAAUAACACAUCAUGAUGGUAAAGGUGGAGGGAUGCUCCAAAUUGGUUUACAUAGGUAGCCUAGGUAGUGGAGAUAAUCCAACUCUUAAAAACUACAAAAAACUGUAGGGUGUAGCAGGCUCUGGGAAAAGUCCAAAUGAAAAUAGUGGGUGGUGCAGGUGGUAGGAACAGUUUGGUCGUCACAAAUUUUAGCAAUUUUCAAUUUGUACACAUUGUACUGUAUGUGUCAAAACAUUAUACAUGAAUAAUUAAAAAGUCCAAAUUUGAUACCAUUGUGAUCUUAGAGAAGUAUCUAAAAAUGUUUCAGAGAUCCAUGUGUGUAUGAAGUUAAAAUCAUCUGCAGCUUUUAUGUUGUAUAAAAGCCUUCUUUAUAUCAUUUUGAUAGAUAAUUAUCUUUAUUGUCUCUUAUAACAAUUGAUGUGAUAGUUAGGUUAGAAAUCGACGGAACUGCAGGAUUGGUAUCAACUAUGUCUUACCAAGAUGUUUGUUUUUUUUGUGAGUUGUUUUUUUAUAAACAGUCUUCCCUU